AUUUCUCAAGAUUACCAUUUCACAAUAACCCUCAGUUCUUAUUUAACAUUAUCAUUCAUUCAAGAUGCUACAUCCACAUGCUACCACCAAGGUACCAUCAACUUCAAUCUCAACAGCUUGUCUUCAAUCAUACGACGUAAUAAUCAUCGGAGCAGGCAUAGCAGGCAGUAGUCUAGCAUACUCACUCUCAGAUCCUCAAAGUAAAAACCCAAGAUCAGUCCUAUUAAUCGAAAGAGAUUUAACACAACCCGAUAGAAUCGUAGGAGAAUUAUUACAACCAGGUGGAUGUUUAGCAGUCUCAGAAUUAGGAUUAAGUGAAUGUUUAAAUGAAAUCGAAGCAGUAGAAGUUAAAGGGUAUACAGUCUUUUGGGGAUCACGUAAGAAUUCGAAUACGACUCAUGGUGGUAUUAAUUUACCUUAUCCUCCUCAAAGUACAUCAAAGAAAUUAGAUUGGAAAGAUGGUGCGCUUUGGAAUGUCAAGAAAAAUGGAUUAGAGAAACCUAUUCAAGAAGGCAGAAGUUUUCAUCAUGGUCGAUUUGUUCAACGGCUUCGUUGGAAAGCAGUCUCACGUGUUACAUUAAUUGAAGCCACUGUUACAGAACUCAUUAGGUGUCCUAAUAGUGGUCAUUUCAUUGGUGUGACAAUCCAAUCAGGCGCCGAAAAGUCUUGUUCAUUUUAUGCUUCACUCACAAUAGUCACCGAUGGAUGUUUCUCAAAAUUCAGAAGACAAUUAGCACCACAAGCAUUUCGUCAACCGAUUGUAAGAUCUCAUUUUGUUGGAUUAAUUUUACAAACACCUAAACCCUUUGAAACGAUCCCACAACCUGGUCAUGGUCAUGUCUUUUUACCUUCACAAGCUUCACCUUCUUCUGUGGUUGAGGCAGACGAAUCUAGAGUUGGUCCUGUACUUAUUUAUCAAAUUGGGUUGGAUGAUACUAGGAUGCUAGUCGAUGUUCCUGGUAGUAAAGUCCCAAGUAUCAGUAAUGGCAGUCUAAAGGAUUAUCUCGAACGUCAAGUAACCCCAAUCCUACCACCAACACUACAAGAACUCUUUCAAUCCUGUCUAGACUCACCAGACCCAUCACAUCGUCUAAGAGUAAUGCCAAAUUCAUAUUUACCUCCACAUUUACAAGAAGAUCAUCCAGGUGUGAUCAUGUUAGGCGAUGCACACAAUAUGAGACAUCCACUUACAGGAGGAGGCAUGACAGUAGCUUUAUUAGAUGUCCUCAAAUUGAAAAAAUUGCUCGAUCCUUUAGAUGAUCUUGGUGAUACUGAAGCCGUUAAUGAAUGUGUUAGAAAAUGGCAUCAGAAUAGAAAAGAAACUUCUACUUGUGUAAACGUAUUAGCUCAAGCACUUUAUACACUUUUUGGAGCAGAUGAUGAAAGACUAGAAAUCCUUAAACAAGGAUGUUUUCGAUACUUUGAAUUAGGAGGUAGAUGUGUAACUGAUCCGAUUGGAUUAUUAUCAGCUUUAAAACCUUCACCAAUGUUAUUACUUUCACAUUUCUUUUCAGUUGCGUUUUAUUCGAUUUGGAUCAUGAUUCAAUCUGAAGUUUCAGCUGCCAAAAAAGAUGAAAUCGGUUUAGGUUUCAAUAGGUUAUUUCAAAUACCUGUUUUGGCUUUUAAUGUGUUUUGGGCAGCUUGUGUGACUAUCUUACCUGUCUUAUGGGCUGAAUGGUAAUCACUCACAACUUGUGACUUUCUUUUUUGUAUAAGCAAUUUAAGUAGGUUUUUUUUGUAUGAUUUUGUUUUGUUUUGUUUUGUUUUGUUUUGUUAUCUUUUUCGUGGUCUUUUGAAAAACAAAAACUUAAAUUAUAAGUAAGAAAAGAUUACGCAAAUCGUCAUUUUUCUUACGUUUCUACAUAAUAAAGGUUUAAUUAAAAUAUACAACAAAGUUAUACUUUCGUAAUUACUUAUCUUUUUUACAAUUACUUAUUGCUAGAAUUAAUCAAAGUACAAUUAUGUUGUUUCAACAAUCUUUUGGUUUACCACUUAUUAAACAUGAUGUGUAUC
Melampsora larici-populina 98AG31 is the source of this 2013-nucleotide messenger RNA. RefSeq lists its product as uncharacterized. The coding region runs from base 65 to 1681 and encodes 538 amino acids. Gene Ontology annotation, molecular function: flavin adenine dinucleotide binding; squalene monooxygenase activity. The transcript has 4 exons. Lineage: Eukaryota; Fungi; Basidiomycota; Pucciniomycetes; Pucciniales; Melampsoraceae. Gene Ontology annotation, biological process: ergosterol biosynthetic process. Gene Ontology annotation, cellular component: membrane; endoplasmic reticulum. The record is from RefSeq and is a predicted model, not a curated record.